Drepanopeziza brunnea f. sp. 'multigermtubi' MB_m1 is the source of this 912-nucleotide messenger RNA. NCBI's taxonomy places the organism in Eukaryota, Fungi, Ascomycota, Leotiomycetes, Helotiales, Drepanopezizaceae. The record is from RefSeq and is a predicted model, not a curated record.
AUGGCGAUCCACGAUGAUAUUCCCGGUCUAGAAGUCGUACUUUGUAUGCCGGGUACAGAUAUUCUAGAAGAGAGCGAGUUAGAGAACGAGCCGCACCCGCUCCUCGGGAUACAAUCACUGGCCGCAGCAGAUAUCCAAUACCAGAGAACGGUGACACGACAAGUGGAAGGGGAACCCGGAGAGAUAUUUUCCAUCAGGAUUACGCUGGAGCCGGACUUUGUGUUUGAUGGCCGUGUUCUGGUAUUCGUUGUAUCCGUCGAUGGCCAGACAAUCGGGCAGCAUCCGCAUCUAUCGCGAGAGUAUUUCAUGUCUUGCAUAGCCAAUGAGAUUUCCUGCGCACACUUGUUCAUGGCACCUGAAUUUAGAUUCAGUCAUGCCGAGCGUUCCAUUCUGUCAAGCCAACCUAGCGGCAGCAUCGUCGUCAGAGUCUACCACAAAAGGACAUUCGAUGGAAUACGGAAGAGAAAUCAAGGAUCAAAAGGAUCCAUUUCCCCUCAGAAAUUUUUGCAGGGUGGAAAUUGCCGCUCCGCAUUAUCAAGUCCACUGUCGGAUUGCGCCUCAGGAGGGGGCAACGAGCCGAUCGAACUCAUUGACGAUUCAGGCAUUCCUCACGCCAUAUUCCACUUCAAAUAUUCCCGCACGACUAGCAUGCUCACUUUAACUGGCUUGGAAGACCUCACAGCCAGCCAGACCAAGCGGGUCAUGAAACUACUGGCGGACAAUCGUGGUUGCGCAGACUGUGGCAAGUCUGAGGCCAAGAACGAUAUCGAACACACGCGUCCAGAUGCUCCCGCUAAACGCCGCAACAGUGAGGAUUCGGAGCUCUGUAGUCCGACGAAGAAGAUCCAGACCAGGGCUAACACCCCUGAGGUCGACUCAGAAAAGAUGAGGAGGACACCAAGCGAUUCCUGA